Cyprinodon tularosa is the source of this 612-nucleotide messenger RNA. Its product is annotated as kelch domain-containing protein 8A-like. Gene Ontology annotation, molecular function: protein binding. The record is from RefSeq and is a predicted model, not a curated record. Lineage: Eukaryota; Metazoa; Chordata; Actinopteri; Cyprinodontiformes; Cyprinodontidae. The transcript is spliced from 4 exons. Bases 1 to 597 code for a protein of 198 amino acids.
AUGGCUAAGGUCAUUCCGUCUGCAGCGGCCUGGGCUAAGGUCAGCCUGUCUGCAGCAGCCUGGGCUAAGGUCAGCCCGUCUGCUGCGGCCAUGGCUAAGGUCAUUCCGUCUGCAGCGGCCUGGGCUAAGAGUCCAGACUUUACUGGGUUCUUCUCAGGAACAGACUUGUCUGUCUCCAUUGUAGAUGGUCGGGCUUUGGCUGUUGGAGGAAUGGGCGCUGAUCUCCUUCCACGCAACGUCCUGCAACAGUAUGACCUUAGGAAGGAUGUCUGGGCACUCCUGCCCCCCAUGCCAACCCCUCGCUAUGAUGCCAACUGCCAUCUGCUUGGAAACAAGCUUUAUGUUGCAGGUGGUCGACAGUGUAAGCGGCCGGUGAAAGCUUUUGAGGUGUAUGACACAGAAACGCGUUCCUGGGCUUCGCUGCCCGCUCUGCCGUGUAAGCGGACGUAUGGGGGUGUGAUCUGGGACUCUGCUGGGAGGCUGUGUCUCCUUGGAGGACUACGACAAGGUGGAGGACACCAAAGCUCCAAGUUCACAAAGAACGUCAAUAUUUUUGAUACAAAUCAAGGUACUGAAAAAAACUGCUAUUUUAUUUGAUUUUUAGAUCCUUUA